Urocitellus parryii (Arctic ground squirrel) is the source of this 753-nucleotide messenger RNA. The record is from RefSeq and is a predicted model, not a curated record. Lineage: Eukaryota; Metazoa; Chordata; Mammalia; Rodentia; Sciuridae.
AUGUACUUCUUCCUCUCCAACCUGUCUUUGGAUGACAUUGGUUUCAUCUCCACCAUGGUCCCAAAGAUGCUGGUGAACAUCCAAACUUACAGCAGAGCCAUCUCCUACAUGGGCUGCCUGAUUCAGAUGUCCCUUUUUGCCAUUUUUGUCUGUAUGGAUGACAUGCUUCUGACUGUGAUGGCCUAUGACCGCUGUGCCAUCUGUCACCCCUUGUACUACUCAGUCAUCAUGAGUCCUCAACUCUGUGGCUUUCUAGUUUUGGGGUCUUUUCUGAUUAGCCUCUUUGAAUCCCAAAUGCACAAUUUGAUUGCAUUACAGAUUACCUGCUUUAAAGGUGUGGAAAUUGCAAAUUUUUACUGUGAUCCCUCUCAGGUCCUCAGUCUUUCCUGUUCUGUCACCUCCACGAAUAACAUAGUCAUGUAUUUCGUUGGUGCCAUAUUUGGCUUUGUUCCCAUCUCAGGGAUCUUUUUCUUAUACUAUAAAAUUGUUUCCUCUAUUUUGAACUUCCCAUCUCGGGGUGGGAAAUAUAAAGCUUUCUCCACCUGUGGGUCUCACCUAUCCAUUGUUUUUUUAUUUUAUGGAACAGACCUUGGGGUGUACCUGGGCACUGCUGUGUCUCAUUCUUCUAGAAAGGGUGCAGUGGCCUCAGUGAUGAACACAGCUGUCACUCCCAUGCUCAACGCCUUUAUCUACAGUCUGAGGAACAGAGAUAUUAAUAACACCCUGAAAAGGCUUUGUAAUAGCAUAUUCUAA